Molecule: messenger RNA, 1535 nt
Organism: Topomyia yanbarensis
Lineage: Eukaryota; Metazoa; Arthropoda; Insecta; Diptera; Culicidae
Gene: Pex3
Product: peroxisomal biogenesis factor 3
Exons: 1
Coding region: 163-1287 (374 amino acids)
Biological process (GO): protein import into peroxisome membrane
Cellular component (GO): peroxisomal membrane
Molecular function (GO): protein-macromolecule adaptor activity
Source: RefSeq, a predicted model, not a curated record
ACAAGACAGAAUCAAAAGUGACUACAACAUACAAAAGUCAAAACCGUCGCAGUUUCAAGCCGAGCAUCGAAUUGGAAAAACAUUGGAAAAUCGUAUCGUAAUUGUUACAUCGUAUCUUUCGCAUUGACCUUUGCCUCCGGUGAAAAGUCUGUAAAUACAACCAUGUGGAGCGCAGUUGAGAAUUUCUUCUACCGCCACCGAAGGAAGUUCAUCACAACCGGAGUGAUACUGGGAAGUGGCAUAUUUCUGAUCAAACUUGCCCAGUGCAAGCUGCGCGAGUUUCAGGAGCGACAGGCAAAAGAAAUAGCCGAACGAUUUAAGCGGAUGCAGCACUUUGAAUCGACGGAAAGAACCUGUAAUCAGACCAUCGUGGGAGUCUCAUCGACUGUUUCGGAAAAAGUACUACGAAAUUUGAACACAGCAGAGAUACUGGAAAAACUGCGCUCUAGUCCGGACAAUAAAUUUGAAUUAUGGGAAGAGCUGAGGAUAUUAGCAUUUGCCAAAAUCGUCACCCUAGUGUACGCUUCAUCAAUGCUAGCCGUAACAUUGAAAACGCAGAUUAAUCUUCUUGGUGGCUAUCUGUAUAAGGAUACAGUAGAGCAAGAGGAUAAACUGGUUUCAAUGGAGAUUCAAAAAACCUAUCUAUCCAUGAUUCAAUAUUUCAUGGAAAAUGGUAUGGAUAAAUUGAUCGAUCUCAUCCGAAACAAUGUAGCCCUCGUUAUGGAGAGGUAUAGCUUAAAACAGCAGCUCACACUGGCGGAUGCGGAAACCCUGUUCUGGUCGAUUCAGAUGGCUCUCAAUAAUGACGAAGCCAACCCUGCAAAGUGUUUAGCCAAAUUCACUCUUCCCCAAGAUGGCCACCGCGAGGACAUCGUGGGUAAAAUGUACGACGAAACACUGGAUGUUAUGGAAAGUGCCGAAGCAGCGGACGUGUGCUUAUCAAACAUUUCCAUCGGAUUUUCGUUGAUUGUGGACAAGCUUGCUGAAUAUUACGCUGAAGCAGAACCGGGCCAAACGGUCGCUUCCACUUCAAAAUCCUCCUUAAACGUGGACAACCUGUCCAACAUUAACCACGUUAAGAUAUCGGUGGCCAAACUAAUCCCGAUCGUUAAUGGACUCACUUCGAAACCACUGGGAAGCUUGGCGACAUCCGCUGGCGGUAGCAACGGGCUGAACGGGUAUGACCAUCGACACAUCGACAUGAUGUCAUCUCUGGUGGCCCGAUUUAUGCAGUCGGAAAAACUGAAGACCCUCGGUAUCAAUGUGUACGAGGCGUUCUGUCAGUGAGGGCUGCAUUGAGUUUCUUCUUUCGACUGUCAAAAUAGAACAAAAGUAUAAAUAUCGGUUUGAACCGGAGAAUCACAUUCGCGCGGUAGGAUUAAGCUAUCUCUUAUCUCUUUCUACGGUAUAUGCCCUCCUAUAGUAAGUUAAGGGUGAAAAGUUUUUGUUUAAUUUAUGGAACAGAACAGUGUUUUCAGGGCUUUGCCAGCAAACUGGAUUUAGAUUUGUAGUUUUGAGAAAUGAUUAAUAAAUAU